AUGCAUCGAGAAAACUUUGUCAAAUUUGAGUUUUUAUGUAUUUCAUUAACAUUUACUUAUAGUAGAAUAUGGUCUAAUGAUGAUAAAAAGAACAAAGAGAUUGAUGUGUGUAUUAAUAAAUAUAUUUUUUAAUAUGAAUGUUAAUUUAAUCUGUCCUUAACACAAAUAACAAGUUAUCUAAGCUUGUGUAGAUUUAGAUUGCUAUGUAUUCCCUUUUAUGUGUAAAGUGUGUAUGACAGAUUAAAAAACUAUUUCUUAACAUUCAAAACACAAUCAAUGUUUGAUACCCUACCAAUAAUACGUAACAUCGGUAAGUAAAUAAAUAGAGGAGUAACUUUGUGAUGCAAAUAAAUUCAUUGAUCUCUUCAAAAAAGAAUCUCAAGUUGUCUAAUAAAUAUUAUUAUCAGAUGAACAUUUGAAUAAUAUGGAAGGAUAUGUAAGAUCUUAAAAGCAAUAAAUUGAAUCUGAUGCCAAUUAAGCCUUAGAAUCUAUUACAUUGCUAUUUUAAUUACAUAAAAAAGAACUCAUCGAUAAGUUAGAUCAAUAUCUUAAAAUAUACAAAUAAAACUUUUUUAUACUUAAAGAAUAAUUAGAACCCAUAAAAUUCCUUCAGACAAAAUGUAAAUAUUAUUCAAAUGAAAACAACUUAAAAGUAAGGAUAAUCACUAUUAUAGUAAAAACUGCAUACUGAACCUGAUUUAGGAUCUUAACUCAAGUUGUCAAUCAAAUAAAUGUAGAUUAUUAAAAAACCUGAUAAUUUAAAACAAAUUCUUGAUAAAAUAAAAAAGGCUUAAGAAUUGUAAUACAACAAUGAGAAUUUCAAUAAACUAUUGACUGAUGCAAUGAAUUCAAUCAAAGACUUCUAUAUCAAAAAUGUCAGUAUUCCCAAUCAAAUACCAAUUGAAAUAUAGCAAUAGCCAAACAUACUUCCUACUGUUCAAACAAUAUCAUCUCCUCCAAUUAAAAGCAAAUUCAUGGAUGUAUCAAAUGCAGAUAAAGUGACAAUGUUAGAUGAUAAUAAGACUGUGGUUUCCGCAGUAGAUUCUAAGAUCUCAGUUGUUAGUUAAUUAUAACCUUUUGUUAUUAUACCUAAUAUUAAUGUUUUAAUUUUGGAUUAUAGGAUUAUUGAAGAUACCAAUUAGUCUAAGGUAAUAUUUAUUUUAUAUAUAUAUCUAGAUUCAAUCAAAACAACGAUUCAAAAUUAAGAAAAAAUUAAGCAUUGAAUUCCAAGUCACUUCAUUGGCUCUUGUUAGCAAUGUCUCUGUAGCAUUAGGAUUGGCUGAUGGAACAGUCAAAUUAUUAGAUAUGACAACUAGCAAAGUUAGCUUUUAUCCUAAUACUUAUAUUCAACAUACCAAACCUGUCUCUCAACUCUUGAUUUUGAAGCAAAAUAAAGGAACACGAUUGGCAUCGUUAAGUGAAGAAAACUAUGCCAUUAUUUGGACAUUAGGAGAAAAUUAUGUGCCUUAUCCAGAAAGGAGGCUAAUUGGAUUCAAAUCCAAGUUGAAUAGAAUUAUGGAUAUAGCAGAUUCUUCUCACGUUCUUUGUUAGAGUGAUACAAAUCUAUAACUUAUCAAUUAUCAUGAUAACAGAAUAGCCUAUUCUUUUGAAUUUAAAACUUAGCUCAUUGACUUCCUUUAUAUAAGUAAAUACGAAAAAUUUGCUACAAUAUGUUAAGGAAAUAUAGUUUCUAUAUACAGUCUAAAAAUGAAUAAUAAUUUAUAAGGAGCCAUGUUAUUAGUUAAUUGCGAGUUAGAAUAUACUCAAUCAGCCCUUCCAAUCUCAAAUAUAAGUGUAUGCAUAUCCACAGAAUACUUAAAUGACAUAAUCAUCUGUUAUGGAUGUACUGAUGGAUCAGUCAAAUUGUUUAAUGUUAUUAAAAAUAUUUUAAUUGGAGAAUAUUAGGUAAUAGAUUGAUAUGUAUUUUUAGUUAUUUAAUUCAAAAGUACAAGAAAUGAUAAUUGUUAAGUAGAAUAAGCAUUUUAUGUUAGUGGUAUUUGGUGAAAGUGUAAAAUAGAUAAAAGGCAUUAUGAUUUAAGAGAACAAAGUACAUCCAAUAGAAAUGAUUGGAGAAUUACUUGAAUGUCCAGCAAAAUCAGGAAAAAAUGUUAUUUAAACAUUUUUCAAAAAUAGAAGUUCAUUUUAUUUACUAAGUGACUCCUAGAAAGACAUUGGAUUAUAUGAAUUAUGCUGA
Molecule: messenger RNA, 2194 nt
Organism: Paramecium octaurelia
Lineage: Eukaryota; Ciliophora; Oligohymenophorea; Peniculida; Parameciidae
Source: the annotation of a GenBank genome assembly